GCAAGCAACUAAUUCAUGAUGCAAGAGAAGAGGGUAGAGAAACUUGGGCUUUCCUUUUAAGCAAGCAAACAGUAGAUGAUCCUGCAAGUCAGAUGCUUAUUAUUAUUGUGUGGUCGAUGCCUUAAUUCGAAGCCAUAUAUGUUUCAGCGUUGCUGCAUAUCUCGAUGAUUUUUACGCGCUGCGGGAAUCAUCGUGGAUAUAUAUAUGGAUAAAGAGAGUCGUCAAUAAUGGCCUUUAGUUUAUAGGAUAACAUGGCCAUCCACCAACUCUAAUGACUACAUUCUUAAAGCGGCUCCAUGGAGAAAGUGCCGGCUCUCUACUUUUUCUGUUUUGAUCAUUUGGAGCUGAGAGUCCAGUGGGAUUCGCAUUGUCACGUAUAAAGAAUCGACUAUCUAAUCCUCCCCCACGACUUGUUGGCCAACCGAUUACAGAAGAAGGUGCAUCCUCCCUAUUCAAACCGAAAGGAAGCAUUUGCUUCUUCUCUAUAUGCUCCUGAAGGAGAAGGCCACCCGAGGAAAUAACUUGCGACAGGGAAGAUAAGAUCUUCAUCAUGGGCUUCAUGGGAACGAAGCAGCUCGCCGUCCUCUCUCUUGUCAUACUGGCUUCGCUUCCUUCGACUGCACUGGCAGGGCGGCAGAGAAGACUUUAUGGUAAAUAUGCAGCACCAGCGGGAGCGAUAACGAAGGAAUCAGCGAAGAUUAAUGAACCGCACCAGGAACAAGUCCUCAUCGUUCGUUCCAGGAUCCUCAAAAUCAAGACAAAUGAUUAUGGAAGCUAUGAUCCUUCUCCGUCUCUUUCCAAGCCUCCUUUCAAGCUCAUACCAAACUGAUCGACGUCGCUUGGUCCCGAGAAACAAAUGGUUCGGUAAUCAAUCCGUCAGUAUAUGUAAUGCCAUAGGUAUAAGAACUUGGGGAUGUUUCUUGUUGAAGUAUAGGGUCCCUAGCUAGCUAUAGAUGUAUCGACUAGAGUUCUUGUCUUGAGACGCAGCUUAAUCUGUGCUCCUGCUUCUUCUUCCGCACCCGUAUAUGUCCAUAUAUGUCAUCCGUCUCGAGGCAAACUGCACUAAAUGCUACAGUAUAUGCCGGUGAUCUAAAUAUUCCACAUGUAAUAAAACUUUUCGUCUGCCAUGCAUGAACUCGAUUA
Messenger RNA from Musa acuminata subsp. malaccensis (wild Malaysian banana), 1143 nucleotides. The record is from RefSeq and is a predicted model, not a curated record. NCBI's taxonomy places the organism in Eukaryota, Viridiplantae, Streptophyta, Magnoliopsida, Zingiberales, Musaceae.